Molecule: messenger RNA, 1324 nt
Organism: Priapulus caudatus
Lineage: Eukaryota; Metazoa; Priapulida; Priapulimorpha; Priapulimorphida; Priapulidae
Product: glutathione S-transferase 1-like
Exons: 7
Coding region: 214-834 (206 amino acids)
Biological process (GO): glutathione metabolic process
Molecular function (GO): glutathione transferase activity
Source: RefSeq, a predicted model, not a curated record
GCGCCACGCGAGAAUUGAUUUUGCCAUGCCGACUAAACGCCAUGUAGGGUAAACGUUGAGUAAUCGGAAGCCACACAACCGCGUCGAUUCGUCUAGACAACCGCGCGCGCGCAUGUGUGUAUGUGGUUGGGUGUGUAGUCGGCACAAGAAAUAAGAUCUACCCUCAUCAUCACACGACUCUUCCUAUAUAGGUUGUGAGUGUUUGCCGCCAUCAUGCCCGCUUAUAAGCUUGUGUACUUCAAUUCCCGCGGCCUCGGGGAGGUUGCCAGACUCCUGUUUGCUGUAUCUGGCACCGAGUACGAAGACAAGCGAGUGACUAAGGAAGAAUGGAUAGAGCAGAAGAAAGAAACCCCAUUCGGUCAACUGCCGAUGCUGUGGGUAGGUGACGACAUCAUCUUCCAGAGCAACGCCAUCUACAGGUACCUGGCUAGAGUUUUCGAUCUGUACGGGUCCAGCAACAUGCAGGCAGCUCGUAUUGACUCCAUCUGUGAGUGCUGGAGGGAUGUGCUACAGGCAGUCCUCAACAUAAUUCACGAGGAGGAUGAGGAACGCAAGGGGAUGCUGCAAAAAUUAGCUGUUACGAAGAUAAUCCCAGGAUUCUUGGCCUUACUGCAAGCACGCCUCGCUAAGAACAACGACGGCCAAUGGAUUCUGUUGUCGCGUGACAAGAUUUCUCUCGCAGACAUCGUUAGUUACCACAUGCUGUCGUCGGUAGUUGGUCGGUUUCCUGGAGUGAUCGAUAACUUCCCGACACUGCAAGCCUACGUAGACCGCAUCGGAGAGAUCCCUAACAUCAAGGCAUGGGUGGAGAGCAGACCAGAGACGGAGUUUUGAAGACGCAAGCGUGAAGCGCAGUCGAGAAUAGAAGCGAACAAACACAUUUAUUCUUUGUAUAUCAGCUACAGCAAUGUACAGUAAUGUAGUGAAUUAAUCAUUUGGUUAUCAAUUUCCUGACUGACAUUUGCAAGUGGCUUCGCGUAGUAAUUAUUAGCGUAAUCAUAUUCGCCGUAGGAUACGCGUGCGUGUGGAAAAACGACUUCAUUACCGUCAUGUUCAGUAAAUAGUCAUAAUAUACCUAAACGUGCACGUUAACAUCAUCAGUUCGUAUUCCUGUCGACGCAUGGAAUUUUUUACGUCACUGCACGUGACAGAUAGACAGACAUACAUUGUUUAUACGCAGACAGAGCCCGCGUAUGUGUAACGGCGACACCAGGUUCGCAUAAAUAGGUAAGAACCUCUUACGGCUUAUUCUAGCGGGAAUAUUGUUACUGGUGGUCUAUGUGGAAUCGUGUACCGGGGAGAAAUACACAUUUUUCCGGAAAUA